Messenger RNA from Cariama cristata (Red-legged seriema), 519 nucleotides. RefSeq names its product interleukin-1 receptor-associated kinase 1 binding protein 1 (gene IRAK1BP1). The transcript has 3 exons. Gene Ontology annotation, biological process: canonical NF-kappaB signal transduction; immune response. The record is from RefSeq and is a predicted model, not a curated record. NCBI's taxonomy places the organism in Eukaryota, Metazoa, Chordata, Aves, Cariamiformes, Cariamidae. The annotation marks the transcript as partial.
GAAGAAAAUAUGACUGUAACAGAGGAUUUUAGUAGAGUAGAAAAUGCUUACCAAAUGGAAGCAGAGGUCUGUAUUAUAUUCAGCGAUUUUGGAAAAAUGCAGAAUGUUUGCAAUCUACUCAUUGAAAAGUUAGGAACCUCUGUUACCAUCAGUCCACCUCAUUUCUACCAUACACCAGAAGCUGUAGACGCCCUUCGCCGGCAAGUGUGCGUUGCUGCUGUUGGAAACACACGGCGGAAAGCUCAAGAAGUCUGCCGACUGUUUGGCCAGUCAGUGGGAAAACCUUUAUUAAUACGAGAAGAAGAAACAAAAGAAUGGGGAGGCCACAUAGACACUCAUCUGUUGACCUCUCUGGAUUCACUGACUCUGCAGGAAAGAAUCCAGAACGCUACUGCUUAUGCUUCUUGUAGAGUGUUUGCUGUGUUUGAGAUAAAGGGAAAAGAAAACAGAAGAAAUAAGUUGCUCUAGAAACUUUCAAAUCCUACGUAUUUUCUUAAUAAAAUGUUUAUGCUUUCUUAA